CUGGAGGAGUCCCAGUGUAAUAAGGUCCCGGAGAAGUGUCACUGGCCCUGAGUGGGACCCGGUAGCCCGUUCGCUCCGCGCCGGCGGCCUGUCCCCGCGGCUUGGCGGGCUAGGGCAGGGGAAAUGUUGCAGGAGGAGUCGGACCUCUCUCUCAUUAUUGCCCAGAUAGUCCAAAAGCUCAAGGGCUCCAAUUUGUACUCUCAGCUGGAACGGCAGGCCUGGGCCACUCUUCAGAGACCUGAGAUUAAACUUGAAUCACUGAAAGAAGAUAUUAAGGAAUUCUUUAAAAUAUCAGGUUGGGAGAAGAAACUUCAGAAUGCUGUUUAUAGUGAACUGAGUGUGUUUCCUUUACCUAGUCAUCCUGCUGCACCUCCUGAACAUCUUAAAGAACCUUUGGUAUACAUGAGGAAAGCACAGGGAAGUUGGGAAAAAAGAAUUUUGAAGAGUUUAAAUAGUAUGUGCACUGAACUAAGUAUCCCGCUGGCACGAAAGAGGCCAGCUGGAGAACAGAAAGAACUUCUUAAUAAAUGGAAUGAAAUGGGAACUGAUGAACCAGAUUUAAGCCUUUUCAGACCUGUUUAUGCACCUAAGGAUUUUCUUGAGGUAUUAAUUAAUCUUCGCAACCCAAAUUAUGAAAACGGUGAUUCUCUUAGUUUCAGGACUCAUUUGGGUUUAAUUCAAGUUCCACUGAAAGUAAAAGACAUCCCUGAAUUGAAAGAAUGCUUCGUGGAACUUGGCUUAAAUAUAGGACAACUGGGUAUUGAUGAUUCUACACAAGUGCCUCCUGAACUUUUUGAAAAUGAGCAUGUACGUAUUGGGCAAAAAGUUCUAGCAGAACAAGAUAGUGCUGCUGCUCAACAGUACAUCAGACAAGGAAGUCCCACGGCACUGAGAGCUGAAUUGUGGGCUCUCAUUUUGAAUAUUUCCAGCCAACCUGAGGAUGUCUUGUAUUAUGAGCAGCUUAAGACCAAUGUGAUACAACAUGACCUUUUGGUGGACAGUCUAAUCUAUAAAGAUGUGAAGUUGACAGCAAGCAAUGAUGAUUAUUAUUUUGUAUUUGAAGAUUAUUUAUAUCAGGUAUUACUUUGUUUUUCCCGGGAUACAUCUGUGUUGAGUCACUUUGCAUUCAACAGUGCCUCGCCACCAAAAUCAUACAUAAGAGGAAAACUAGGACUGGAAGAAUAUGCUGUCUUUUACCCACCAAAUGCAGAGUUAAGAACAUGGAUUUUUGUAAUCCAGCAGACUUGGGUUCAGAUCCCAGUUCUGCCAGCUUACCCUAUGACCUUAGGUGUUAUCCCUUUUCACGGAUUUUCAAUGUAUGUUGCACCACUUUGUUUUCUAUACCAUGAACCUUCCAAGUUAUAUCAGAUAUUCCGUGAGAUGUAUGUGCGUUUUUUCUUCAGACUCCAUUCCAUCUCUUCUCAUCCUUCUGGUAUUGUGUCACUCUGUCUGCUGUUUGAAACUCUUCUUCAAACUUAUCUUCCCCAACUCUUUUAUCAUCUACGAGAAAUUGGGGCUCAACCACUUCGCAUAUCAUUUAAGUGGAUGGUUCGAGCUUUCUCUGGAUACUUAGCUACAGAUCAGCUCUUGCUUUUAUGGGAUAGAAUCCUAGGAUACAACUCUCUGGAAAUUCUCGCUGUGCUGGCAGCUGCCGUGUUUGCUUUCCGAGCAGUGAACCUGAUGGAGGUGACAUCAUUGGCUGCAGCUGAAAUAUGUGGUGUACCUAUACUUACUCAACAAACAUUGAAUACUUACUCUGAGCAAGGUACUGUGCUGGACCUUCAAUGUAUACAGCUGCCCACAGUGAACGGUUCUGCACUGCUCCUCUAUUCCCUGAGCUUUACAGAGUCCAGAUCCCAUGUACUGCUGAACUCAGGCAGGAAGAAGAGUGCAGUUUAUUGGAUUCCAAAUCUCAUUCAACAGAACAAAGAAGUUGAGGUUUGCAAGGAAGAACCUAUAAUGAUGGGUCAUGGAAUAUAAACUAGAAAAGAAGAGAAAUAAAAGAGACUUGUUUCACCAUGUUGCCCAGGCUGGUCUCGAACUUCUGAGCUUAAGCGAUCCACCCUCCUCAGCCUCCAGAAGUGCUGGGAUUACAGGCAUGAGACACCAAGUCCAGCCAUAAGGUUCUUAUUCUAUAUAUGCAUGGUAUGAUAUCACCUGAAGGUAGACUGUGAGAAGUUAAAUACGUAUAUUUUUUGAAUCUUCAAACAACCACUAAAAUAAAAGAACAAAGAGUUACAACUAAUAAAGGAGAUAGAAUGGAAUCAUAAAAAUAUGUUUUCAAAAGAUGGUGUAAAAGGAUAAAAAGGAAACAAAAAACAGAUGGAGAAAAAUAGAAAAAAACAACAACAUGGUAGAUUAAAACUCAACCAUAUCAAUAAUCACAUUAAAUAAAAAAUCUAAAUACAAAAAUUUCAAUUAGAAGGCAGAGAUUGUCAGAUUGGAUUAAAAAAGAUGAGACCUACCUAUAUACUCCCUUCCAGAAACCCAUUUUAAUAUAUAGGCACAAUUAGGUUAAAAGUAAAAGGGUGAGAAAAGAUCAUGCUACCACUAAUCAAAAGUAAACUAGAGAGAUUUCAAAGCAGCAAGCGUUAUCAUGUUAAAGGUGAAUUCAUCAAGAAGGCAUAGUGCUAAACAUUUAUGCACAUAACAGAGUUCCUAAAUAUAUGGAGCAAAACUGAUAGAAGUGCAAGGAAAAACAGACAAAGCUAUAAUUAAUCAGAUUUCAACAACCUGUUUAAAUUAUUAGUGGAAUGAGUAAGUAGAAAAAUCUAUAGUUCUUAUUUCUUCUAGAUUUUUCUACCUAUUCCACCAAUAAUUGAUAAAGGGGUGUUGAAAUCUGACUAAUUUUCGAUAACAGAAGAACAACAUUAUUAACCAACUACGUCUAACUGCAUUUAUAGAACACCCCACCCAACAACAGCAAACUAUACAUUAAUCUCAAGUGCAGACAGAACUUCUGUGAGUAUAAAAUAUAUUUUGGGCCAAAAAACAGGUCUCAACAAUUUUACAAGGAUUCAAGCCAUAUAAAGUAUGUGCUCUGAUUACAAUGAGUAAUAUUAGAAAUUGAUAACAAAAAUAUCUGGAAAAAUCUUGAACUAUUGAGGAUACUAAUGAUUGCUAAAUAACACAUAGAUCAAGGAAUAAAUCAAAAGGGAAGCUCGAAAGUAUUUUGAACUGAAUGAAAAUGGAAAUAAAACAUCAAAAUUUUUGAAAUUCAGUCAAAGCAGUAUUUACUAGGAAAUUUGUACUAUAAAUACCUAUAUUAUUAUAGAAAAGGGGAAAGAUCUCACAUCAAUGAUCUUGGUUUCUAUUAAAAAACUAAAAGACAUACAAAUGGUCAACAGACAUAUGAAAAGACACUCAACAUCACUAAUCAUCAGGGAAAUGCAGAUUAAAACCACAAUGAGAUGUCACCUUCUACUUGUCAAGGUGUCUAUUAUCAAAAAAAAAAAAAGAUUAGUGUUCGCAACGAUGUUGAGAAAUUGGAACCCUUGUACACUGUUGGUGGGAAUGUGAAAUAGUGCAGCUGCUUGGAAAACAGUGUGGAGGUUCCUCAAAAAGUUAAAAUAGAACUACCAUACAAUCCAGCAAUCUCACUUCUGGAUAUUUAUCCAAAAGAAUUGAAAUCAGGAUCUCAAGGAGAUUUGAACACAUGUUCACUGCAACAUUAUUCCUAGUAGUCAAGAUAUGGAAACAACCUAAAUGAGUGAAUAGAUAAAGAAAGGUGGUAUAUACAUACAAUGGAAUAUUAUUCAGCCUUAAAAAAGAAGAAAAUCCUGCCAUCUAUGACAUGAGUAAACCUUGAUGACGUUAUACUAUGUGAAAUAAGCCAGUCACGGAAAGACAAAUACUGCAUGAUUCCACUUAUAUAAGGUAUCUAAAUAGUCAAAUUCAGAAGUAGAGUGGCGGUUGCCAGGGGAUGGGGGAGGGUGAAAUGAAGAAUUGUUUUUCAAUAGUAUAAAGCUUCAGUUAUGCAAGAUAAAUAAGUUCAAGAGAUCUGUUUCACAACAUUGUGCUAUAGUCAACAAUACUGUAUUAUACACUUAAAAUUUUGUUCAAAGGGUAUGUCUCAUGUUAAGUGUUCUUAUCACAUUUUUCAAACUAGAAAAAAGUGAGAAAAUUAAACCCCAAAAUAAGUAGAAUAAGGAAAUAAUAAAGAUCAGAACAGACAUCAAUGAAAUGGAAAACAAAAACAAUAGUGUCAUUGCAACAAAAAUUUGGUUCUUCAAUGCAGUCAGUAUAAUUAGUAAACCUCUAUCCAGACUGAUUAGGAAAAAAAAGAGAAAA
This is a messenger RNA of Pongo pygmaeus (Bornean orangutan), 4290 nucleotides long. RefSeq names its product TBC1 domain family member 19 (gene TBC1D19). Bases 124 to 1980 code for a protein of 618 amino acids. Lineage: Eukaryota; Metazoa; Chordata; Mammalia; Primates; Hominidae. The record is from RefSeq and is a predicted model, not a curated record. The transcript has 25 exons.